Messenger RNA from Metarhizium album ARSEF 1941, 3042 nucleotides. RefSeq names its product heavy metal tolerance protein precursor. Gene Ontology annotation, molecular function: ATP binding; ABC-type transporter activity; ATP hydrolysis activity. The record is from RefSeq and is a predicted model, not a curated record. Gene Ontology annotation, biological process: transmembrane transport. The transcript is spliced from 3 exons. Lineage: Eukaryota; Fungi; Ascomycota; Sordariomycetes; Hypocreales; Clavicipitaceae. Bases 1 to 3042 code for a protein of 1013 amino acids. Gene Ontology annotation, cellular component: membrane.
AUGGGAGCCGCCGAUGAGAAUCAACCUCCGGAUCCGAGAGACCUAGGUCCUACCUUGGACAAUGGCAGUCUGGCCGUCAUCGUCCUUCGCCAGACGCAAUUCUUAUAUUCGUUGGUACUUCUUUUUGGUUUUGUAACAGGCGCCGCUUGGUAUAGCGUGUACAAUUCCAAGAAGGACGAAGACCUCGUCCAGCCUACUGUGAAGGGACCUGGUGGGAAGCCGCUGCCCAUCACGAAGCGUAAAAAGCGAGACGAUGGCGAGCGCAAGGUGGGCCCCCGUUUUGGGCCAGUGGCCAAGAACGUAUUCCGCUACUUGGCGGCGAUUCUGUUCUUGAGCUAUGUCGGCACCGGCAUGUCCAUGUUCGUCCAUGCCUUCUGGCACGAGAAUCCGUACAAAUGGUCCAAAGAAGGCUUGCCCUGGGCAGGUGAAUGGACUGCGGUCCAUGUCACUGGUUCUACAUUUUUCUACCUAUAUAUGCUUUUCUCUCUCUUCGACUGGAGGAAGGGCCCCAAUAUUGUUCACCUUGCCAUCUGGGUCGUGGGACUAUGUGGUGAGCUUGUGCUGUUCGUCACUACUUUCAUUGCGGCGGCGGAUUGCCAGUUCAUUCGCCCGGGCCGAACAGCAGAUUCUGAAGCAGGAGAGAGCUGCAUAAGUUCCUGGACCAAGAUUGACUUGGCUCUGUAUUUCGUCCGCGUUUUACACCUUGUGGCGUCCAUAAGCUUCUUCUGCCUUGCCUGGAUUAUGAAGGGCCGCCGUGAAGUCUGUGAGCUCGAAGCAGUCUCUUGUUCAGAGUCUACGCCACUUCUUAAUGGGCGGGCUAAUGGCUCGCAUGAGACGACAAACGCUAAUGGCCAGGCGUACACUCCCCAAGAACGACGAUCUCGCAGACGGACAAUGUCAAACACGGCACGAACCGGAAACUAUGGUACGUCUCGCAAGGAAGAACAAGCCGCGUUCUAUCGCCCAGAGAAGCUUCCUCGUCGAACGUGGUUCGAGUAUGUUCGUGGAUACUCCUUGUUCUUUCCGUAUCUGUGGCCAAAGGAUUCGACUCGGUUGCAGCUUCACGUGCUAUUUUGCUUUGUUCUGGUGAUGCUCCAGAGAUGUGUCAAUGCGACGGUCCCCUGGCAGAUCGGACGCGUCGUCGAUAGUCUCGCCGACGCGCUCCGAAGUGUGCAGCGGGGCGAGCGUCUCACAACCGAGAACUUCCCUCUCCAAGACUUCUUCAUAUUGGGAUGCCUGUGGACGCUGCAAGGACAAACAGGCUUAUUGGGAUCGCUAAGAUCACUCUUCUGGAUUCCGGUGUCGCAGUAUUCCUACCGAGGGCUCACGACUGCGGCCUUCAACCAUGUGCACUGUCUUAGUCUCGACUUUCACCUGUCCAAACGCACCGGCGAGGUUCUAUCCGCACUUAACAAAGGCUCGGCGAUUAAUCAGUUUCUUGAACAAGUGACAUUCCAAGUCCUUCCCAUGCUUUUCGAUCUAUUUCUUUCCAUCAUCAUCUUUUACUACGUCUUUGGGCCAUUCUACGCUGAGAUCAAUCUCGUCAACACUUGCUGGUAUCUAUACAUGACCGUCAAGAUGGCGGCAACACGUGCUGAUCAUAGACGUGAGAUGACGAAUGCAGAUCGGGAAGAGGAGGCUGUCAAAAAUGACUCCAUCUCGAGUUACGAAACCGUCAAGUACUUCAACGCGGAGGACUUCGAAUCCAGACGAUACCGGGACAAGGUCACCAUAUUUCAGACAGCGGAAAUCAAAGUCCAGAUGGGCAUGGUCAUGAUGAAUAUUUGCCAAACCUUGGUCUACAACUUGGGUAGGAUCGUCGCGUCCUUGGUCUGUGGCUGGCAAGUCGUCGUUGGCGUUCGGACAACGGGAGAGUGGUUCACUGUGGUGGCUUUUCUAACCCAGCUUCAAGGCCCCCUGAACUUUUUUGGCAACUUCUACAGAACUGUGCAGCAGGCCAUGAUCUCAGGUGAACGACUUUUGGAACUUUUCAAGAUUCAACCCACGGUUGUCGACGCACCACAUGCGGUGCCGCUUGACAAGUUUCGCGGUCACAUUCGGUGGAAAAACGUCAGCUUCGCGUAUGAUAGACGAAAACCAGCCUUGCGCAACAUUAGCUUUGAGUGUGCGCCGGGAACUACAACAGCCUUUGUUGGCGAAUCAGGUGGUGGCAAGUCGACGCUGUUUCGUCACAUGUUUCGAUACUAUGACAGUGACGAGGGCAGCAUAGAGUUCGACGGCAAAGAUAUCAAAGAUCUGACAAUUGAAUCAGUGCGUCGACAGAUUGGAGUUGUGCCUCAAGAUACAACUCUAUUCAACGAGUCCCUCAUGUACAAUCUUCAGUACGCGAACCCGUCGGCCACCGAGGAAGAAGUCUAUGCAGCUUGCCGUGCUGCGAGUAUCCAUGAUCGAAUCAUGAGUUUCCCCGACAAAUACAAUACUCAGGUCGGAGAAAGGGGGCUAAGGCUUAGCGGCGGCGAAAAGCAACGAGUAGCCAUUGCCCGAACGAUCCUCAAGAACCCCAAGAUAAUCAUGUUGGACGAAGCUACCUCAGCACUGGACACUCAUACCGAGCAAGAGAUUCAAGACAAUGUGUGGAAUAUUGGGGAAGGGCGAACACUUCUUAUUAUUGCACACCGUCUAUCCACCAUUACCCACGCUGACCAGAUCAUCGUUCUUCACGCUGGUGAGAUUGUUGAGAAAGGAACUCACGACGAGCUACUAGACGCCAACGGUCGAUAUGCCUCGAUGUGGGAGAAGCAGAUUCGGGCCGAGCGGGCCUUGGAUGCUGCCCGACAGGCGCACCUGAAAGCGGCGCGGGCAAUACGACGGGCAAAUAUGGGCUCCAAGCCGCCAGAGGAGGUUACCACGGAAGAUUAUCACAGCGUUGGCUCUUCCGGUACGCUCUCUGGCAAUGCCACGAGUCGUGGUAACAGGGGAGAGGAAACUACCUCGGCGUCAUCUUCUUCAUCAUCCGAUGCCGAGUCGACCCAUACUCGUGACCACGACGGCCACCAAGAUGAAGGACGAAUGAAGAUCUAA